Molecule: messenger RNA, 2558 nt
Organism: Setaria italica (foxtail millet)
Lineage: Eukaryota; Viridiplantae; Streptophyta; Magnoliopsida; Poales; Poaceae
Exons: 1
Coding region: 159-2429 (756 amino acids)
Source: RefSeq, a predicted model, not a curated record
AUCCGACGAGUAUUGAUCAGUAAGUGUUGGACAAGAAACUAGCUGGCUUGAUGAUGCACUCACGUAACAUAUAUUAUUCCAUCAUGCAGCAGCCUUACAUACACCCGCUGCAUGCAGCCACCACAUAUCCAUGAACAUUUCGGCUCAGCGAGGCGACCAUGGGUUUCAACCCGCCGGUGCCGCAGCAGGACAGCAGCUGGGAGAUCCGGGUGGCCGUGCUGCUCAGCCUCCUCCUCCAGGUCCUCCUCAUCUUCCUCGGCCCCGCGCGCAAGCGCUCCUCCGCCCCGUUGGCAAGCUUCGCCGUCUGGUCCUGCUACCUCCUCGCCGACUGGGUCGCCGACCUCGCCCUCGGCCUCCUCCUCAACAGCAUGGGCAACAUCGGCGGCUCGUCGUCGUCCAGCUUUGGCAACGAUGACAGCGGCUGCAGCAGCAGCCCCAUCAUCUUCGCCUUCUGGACGCCGUUCCUGUUGCUUCACCUGGGAGGGCCGGACACCAUCACCGCCUACUCCGUGGAGGACAAUGAGCUCUGGAACCGCCACCUCGUUGGCCUCCUCUUUGAGCUCUUCUCCGCCGCCGUCAUCAUCUUGUGCUCCCUGCACGGCAACCCCCUUAUCCCGGCCACAUUCCUCAUCCUCCUCGCCGGUGUAGUCAAGUACGGCGAGCGCACCUACUCCCUCUACUCAUCAAGCGUCCAAAGCUUGCGUGGCAGCAUGCUCGGUCCCCCAGACGCCGGCCCCAACUACGCCAAGUUCAUGAUGGAGGUAGACUCCAAGAGGAAGGCCGGCCUGGUCGUAGACGUCGCCAUCGCCUAUUCCGAGCAGGAGGCGUAUCGACUGGCGAUGACGCGAGAGUGGCACGCGGGGAUUCUCGCAGUGAAGAGCGUGGAGGUGCAGGCGUACGACUUCUUCCUCAACUUCCGGCCCCUAUUCAUCGACAUCAUCCUCAGCUCCAAGCAGCGCAGGCUGAGCCAGGCCUUCUUCCUGCAGCGCACGGACCUCACGCCCAGCGAGGCGUUCGAUGUUAUCGAGGUGGAGCUCAACUUCAUCUACGACAUGGUCUACACCAAGGCGCCCGUCGCCCACACCGCCCACGGCUGGGUCCUGCGCUGCGUCUGCUCCGGCUGCCUCGCCGCCGCGCUCGCCAUCUUCGUCCUCCUCGACAAGCGCCGCCACAACAUCAGCCGCGUCGACACCGGCAUCACCUACGCGCUGCUGCUCGGCGGACUGGCGCUCGACGCGGUGGCGCUGCUCAUGCUCCUGUUCUCCAACCGCGUCACCGUCUUCCUCGAGCAGUCGCAGCGGCUGAGGUGGCUGGUGCGGCUGACCCGGGCGGCCAAGCGGUCACGGCGGACGCGGCGCUGGUCGGGGAAGACCUCGCAGCUCAACCUCAUCGGCUACUGCCUGGGCAAGCCGGAGCAUAACAGCAGGAGAGGCCGUUGCCGCUGGUGGCUCAAGGUCGCCGACAAGGUCGGCCUCGAGGAGAUCGUUGACGACCUCAUCUUCAUCAAACGUGUGCCCCUUAUGAAGGAGGGAUCCAGCAGCCUCCUCGACUUCAUCUUCGAGAGCCUCAAGGGCGCGGCCAUGAAUCUGCAAGAGAAGAAGGAAAAGAAGGAGGGCAUCAUGGAGGUGUGCGGCCGCCGAGGCAAGGAUGUCAUCGAGCGCCUCAAGUGGGAGAUCAAGGAGGCGCUCAAGACACACUACGAGGAGCAGAUGAAGAAGGCGGUCGAGGACAAGGACGAACGCCUCGUCCUCGAGGAGCAGAUCAAGGACAUCAAGGGGGCGCUCAAGAACGACGACGAAAAGUUGAACCUCUUGAGGGAGAGCGUGGAGAAGAAAGACUUCGACGAGUCCCUGCUCCUGUGGCACAUCGCCACUGACCUGUGCCUCUUCAAGAAAAGCGCGUCGGAGCCCGCCGCACGGAUGGAGGCCACCGUCCAGACCCUGUCGGAGUACAUGCUCUACCUACUCAUUAAGCAGCCGGACAUGCUGUCAGCCACGGCGGGCAUCGGGCUACGGCCGUACCGGGACACGUGCGCGGAGCUGCAGAGGUUCUUCGGCUCCAUGGACGCAUGGAUAGAAAACCACCACAACGCGCGGGAAAUGCUGCUGCAGGUGAACACAUCAGAGAAGCCGUCGACGGUGAAAGGCUACCGGAGCAAGUCGGUGCUGUUCGACGCCGUCAUCCUGGCCCAGACGCUCAUGGCCCUCAACAACGACGUCGGGCUCAUGUGGAAGGUGGUGUUGGGGGUGUGGCUGGAGAUGCUGACGUUCGCGGCGGGCAAGUGCCGGGGGAGCACACACGUGCGGAAGCUCAACCAUGGCGGCGAGCUUAUCACACUCGUCUGGUUGCUCAUGCAGCACAUGGGCUUGAGCGACAUGUACGAGAUCCAGGAGGGCGACCCUAGUGUAAAGCUCAACGUUCGGUAUUAACCAUUAGUUACACUUGUACAGCUUGGAGUAUAUAUCAUACAUGGCCUCCAAGAGCUGACAAUGCAAGCAUCAGCAAGAAGACGAUCCUGUAAUACAAAUGUUUACCUCUUUAUGACAUAGUUAUUAGGA